Messenger RNA from Colletotrichum abscissum, 269 nucleotides. RefSeq lists its product as uncharacterized. The annotation marks the transcript as partial. Lineage: Eukaryota; Fungi; Ascomycota; Sordariomycetes; Glomerellales; Glomerellaceae. The transcript has a single exon. The record is from RefSeq and is a predicted model, not a curated record.
CUGCACUUCCCAACAGGCUGGAAUCCUCCCAUAGAUUCUGGAACACUACUAUCGACCACAAUACAUCGAGCAUCAGCACCGCGAUCAGUCUUGUUACAGCGACGUCUGGUGGUGAUGUUCAACCGUCAUGGACCUACCAUCGACCGACGGUGCACACGACCGCGGCGAUCCCCGUCAGCGCAACCGGUUCACAUGGCGCCGGCUGUGACCACCUUGCAGCCUUUUUCAUCUUCUUCCUCGGUGUAUACGCAUGGGACCGGUUUUGCUAG